Messenger RNA from Oldenlandia corymbosa var. corymbosa, 3836 nucleotides. The record is from the annotation of a GenBank genome assembly. Lineage: Eukaryota; Viridiplantae; Streptophyta; Magnoliopsida; Gentianales; Rubiaceae.
GGAGAUUUUGGUGUGUCAGUCUGGAGCAUCGCUGGUAAGUGGGGGGUCCCAACUCACCGCGUUUCGCCUCUUCUCUUCCGUCUGUCUCAACUGAAUUCUCUCUCUCUCUCUAUCUCUCUCUCUCUCCAUCUCUCUCUUAAAAAAAGAUUAAAAAUUAGUUAUUUAGAGUAGUAUUAAUUAAUUAUAAGCUCUACCAUAAUGGAAACAAAAGAAACAAAAUUGAUGAUUCUUCUGAAAAAAUAGAAAAAAAAGAAAGGAAAGGUGGAAGGAAGGGAGGAAGGAGGAAGAGAGAAGAGGAAGGCGCGUUGUGAGUAGUAGACCUUCUUAGUACAAUAUUUUACAACUAAUUUUGUUUGAUUUAGUGUUCUUCAUGUUUGGUUUGUCACCGCAGAACCUAAUCUCUCUCUCUCUCUCUAGAUUAUAGAUUGAUGCUGAAGAAGAACAAUAAGCCGUCAAGGAACCCCCAGUCCCCUGAAUUCAACUCUUGGGAUUCAGCAUUUCAUUUCUUACCCACGAAGCUGGGCCUGAGCUGCGAGCUGCGAGCUGCUCUUCAAUUUCCUCUACCCCGCCCUUGCUUCUUUAUCCCACCCAACCUACUUCUUCUUUGGAUCUGUGCAUUCUAGAUACUAUAUUUAUCAGACUGGAAUUUUCUUCAAGCUUUGGAUAUGAACAAGCCGCCUCCUGUUUUGCUUUUGGUCUUCAAUUUUCUUCCACUUCUCCUGCUGCUUGGGUUUUCAGCCCAUCACCUGGUUCCAGUUUUAGGAGACAAUUAUGUUCCCACUGAUAAAAUCCUACUGAGUUGUGGUGGUCCACCCGAGUCCACCGAUUCUGAUGGCCGCAAAUGGUACUCCGACACUGGCUCCAAGUUUGCCUUGUCCAUUUCCAGGACUUCUACUUCUCCUGCUGCCCUUCAGAAGCCAUCUGUCCCAACCGUGCCUUACAUGAAUGCUCGUAUCUUCACUUCUCCAUUUACUUACACUUUCCCUGUUGCCCCCGGUCGGAAGUUCAUUCGCUUAUAUUUCUACCCGGCAUCUUACAACAACCUUACCGCCUCCAAUGCCGUAUUCUCAGUCACUGCUGGCCCCUUUCAGCUCAUGAAGAACUUUAGUGCCGAGCAGACUACUGAGGCCUUGAAUUAUGAUUACAUCACCAAGGAGUUCUCUGUCUAUGUUCCGUCCGAAGUCUUGAAUUUGACUUUCACUCCAUCUUCUUCUCCUGCCGACGCCUAUGCGUUUGUUAACGGCAUUGAGGUUGUUUCGCACCCGGAUAUAUACAGUACUCUAAAUACCAAUACCCCCAUUGUCGGCCAAGCCGGUACAUCAUUCGAUUUUGGCAACAACACAGCUCUGGAGAAUUUAUACCGUCUGAAUGUAGGCGGGAAUGCCAUUUCUCCAUCUUCCGACACUGGCCUUUUCAGGUCGUGGAACAUCGACUCUCCUUACAUCUUUGGUGCUGCAACAGGUGUCACCAACGUGGCUGAUCCGAAUGUUACUAUCACUUAUCCUGCCGGAACACCAUCUUUUGUUGCCCCGCUUGAUGUCUACAGCACGUUCAGAACGAUGGGGCCGGAUUCAAAUGUGAACAAGAAUUACAAUCUCACUUGGAUUUUCUCUGUGGAUUCUGGAUUCUUCUAUCUUGUUCGUCUCCAUUUCUGCGAGGGCUUUCAGAAUAUAUCCUUGAUUCAUCAGAGGGAGUUUAAGAUCUUCCUCUAUAAUCGAACUGCUCAGCCCGAUGCUGAUGUGAUUGCUUGGGGAGUAACGAAUGGGAAAGCGCUUCACAAAGAUUACGUGGUUUUCGUACCCAGUACCGGCGGCGCGCAACCGCAGCAAGAUAUGUGGCUUGCAUUGACUCCAAAUACUGAGUCUAAGCCUUAUAUUUAUGAUGCAAUCUUGAAUGGACUAGAGAUAUUCAAAAUCAAUGACACAAGCGGGAAUCUUGGCGGCCCCAACCCGAUCCCUGCUCCCAUUCCACCAGCUGAAUCUUCUGAAUCAUCUGCUCACUCGAAAAAUCACUCAGCCAUCAUUGGCGGAGGUGUUGGAGGUGGCAUUGCUGCUGUGCUUCUUGUUGGCGGCUUACUUGUGUGUCUUGUUUCCCGCAGCCGCCAAAAGCACAAAAAGGACUCCAGUACCAGUGACGGAUGGCUCCCUCUUUCCUUGUAUGGAAACUCGCAUUCUUCUGCCUCGGCAAAGACAAACACUACAGGGACUGGGAGCUAUGCUUCCUCGCUCCCUUCUAACCUCUGUCGCCACUUUUCAUUUGCUGAAAUCAAGGCUGCCACCAAGAACUUUGACGAGGCGCUUGUUCUUGGUGUGGGAGGUUUUGGCAAAGUGUACAGGGGUGAAAUUGAUGGUGGAACAAAAGUUGCGAUCAAGCGCGGGAAUCCACUCUCUGAGCAAGGUGUUCAUGAAUUCCAAACUGAGAUUGAAAUGCUCUCAAAGCUUCGCCACAGGCACCUAGUGUCACUGAUCGGUUAUUGUGAAGAAAACUGCGAGAUGAUCCUUGUUUACGACUACAUGGCUCAUGGAACUCUCCGCGAGCACCUAUACAAAACACAAAAGCCUCCACUGCCCUGGAAGCAAAGGCUGGAGAUUGGUAUUGGUGCUGCUCGAGGUUUGCAUUACCUUCACACUGGAGCCAAGCACACCAUCAUUCACCGUGAUGUGAAGACAACUAAUAUCCUUUUGGAUGAGAAAUGGGUGGCAAAGGUUUCGGACUUUGGAUUGUCGAAAACAGGCCCUACAUUGGAUCACACACAUGUGAGCACUGUUGUGAAGGGCAGUUUUGGUUAUCUAGACCCUGAGUACUUCAGGCGCCAGCAGCUCACUGAUAAGUCCGAUGUUUACUCAUUCGGGGUGGUGCUCUUUGAGAUCUUGUGCGCUCGCCCAGCCUUAAAUCCUACACUCCCCAAAGAACAAGUCAGCUUGGCCGAAUGGGCAUUUCACUGCUACAAAAAGGGUAUUCUUGACCAGAUCAUGGAUCCUUAUCUGAAAGGAAAGAUUGCACCUGAAUGCUUCAAGAAAGUAGCCGAAACGGCAGUUAAAUGUGUCGCUGACGUUGGAAUUGACAGGCCUUCAAUGGGAGAUGUGCUUUGGAACUUGGAGUUUGCAUUGCAGCUUCAAGAGAGUGCCGAGGAGAGCGGGAAAGGCCUUGGAAUGGGAAGUGUAGAUGACCUGGAACAUGGACCCUUUGUCGAUGAUGACACAUGUAAAAAAGGGAAGAAAGAUCCAAAUGCAGUUGAUGAGAGUAGUGGUAACAUGGAGGAUUCGAGAAGUACCGGGAUUUCAAUGAGCAUUGGUGGUCAGAGUCUGGCAAGUGAAGACUCAGAGGGUUUGACUCCAAGUGCUGUUUUCUCUCAGAUUAUGAACCCUAAAGGUCGUUGAAAAAGUGCAGAGCUGGUUUGUUUUUGAGGUUUAACUAUUUUAACUUUUAAAGAACACAAGAAGAAAUCUGUAAACUUAAUUUUUGAAUGUAUUCAAUUGUUUCUUUCCUUCCUGCUGCUGGUGCUGUCAUUUUAGUAACAUUAUAAAAGAUUUAAGAGUAGAGAUAUAUCUAUAAUAUAAUAUAUAGUAUAAUUAUUGUCAUUACACAAACGAGUAGUUGUAGUGUUUGGUUGUUUUCAUCUCUAUGUGCCUUUUGGGGACAAAUGCACAAUUGUGUUGGAAUAGGUCGAGCAGGCUGUAUUAAGUUUCUAUGUAUCACGAACUUCCAACCAAAAAAAAAAAGUAAAAGAAUAUGAAACUUGCAAGUUUUUGUACAAGGUUGGGAAAUUGUGUAUUAAACGUGUUAUAUUCGCGUUCAACGCUAUUUAUGUGUCACUUUUUGUGAUUUAAGUUCAU